Molecule: messenger RNA, 2358 nt
Organism: Sitophilus oryzae (rice weevil)
Lineage: Eukaryota; Metazoa; Arthropoda; Insecta; Coleoptera; Curculionidae
Product: zinc finger protein Gfi-1-like
Exons: 7
Coding region: 158-1894 (578 amino acids)
Cellular component (GO): nucleus
Source: RefSeq, a predicted model, not a curated record
UUACACGAACACGGAGCGUUAGGGCUGUUCAAGUUGAUCUUUUGAAAGGACUUGUCGCGAAAAGGAAUUUUGUCGCGUCUUGUGAUCGGUUCGACGUACUAUAGUGACAUUUUCGCGGUGAAUAUACUUAUGUUAGGGCAAUUUUGCGGAGAGUGAUAUGGCGUUGGAACUCAGUUUACAUAAUACAGGGUCGGCUGUGAUGCCGCUGGACUUUAGUAGUAAUGGGGGCGGACAUCAUCACAGGGAAUGCAGUCCGGAAGUGAACGUGUCGGACUCGGGUCCGGCGAGUCCGGUGAUGAGUCCGGGUGGGCAGCAGGAAGCCGGGAGUAGCGCGUUUACUGUAGUCACGCCGAAAGGUAGAGAUAAAAAUGAUACCUUGGACUACUCUUCCCUAUUCGCCGCCAACUUCCUGCGACGGAGGCAACAUGGCACGGGCAGUGUUUCCACUGCUGCCGCCCUCGGCCUCACCGGCUACCGAAGUGCCCUCUGGGAUUCGUCGAUAGUGCCCCUCGAUCCACGGUACCUGUCCACGUUGGCGGCUCAAGCUGUGUCCGCUGCGGGGGUCAAUGGUAGUGAAGACACCAAAGCCAAAUCUUCAGAUCAGAUCACAUUUGGUAUGAACCGGUUUGUGUCUAAAUCAGACGAUGAGGAAGAAUCACCAAACAACAAUAACACCAAAUACUGUCACAAAGAAGAAAACAGCGGCUACUUUAGUGGAGAUGAGCGAACGUCACCGAAAAAUGACAGUACGUGGGAUCACUCUCCUAAUCGACCUUCCCCUAGUACCAGCCCUGAAUUAGAAGUAGAUUCACCGCCACAUUCUAGGACAAACUCGCCAUCACUAAGGGAUUCGCCAAGACCAUCCUCCGUCACCGACCUACACAAAGAAGAAUCCCCGGGCAAAAAAAGCGAAUCAUUCUCAGUCAGCGCAUUGCUCCGACCAGACAAUCCCAAAAAGCUCUCCAAAACCACACCUUGUUACGAGGAAACCAUCUCUGUAACCCGCUCGUACCUGUACCCCCCAUUCGGCGACCUGAUGAAAGACGCACAAGCCUUGAAGAGCAACCUUCAAGAGUACAGUCCUGCGUUUUUACCCCGAGGGUUUAUACCUCCUAGUUUCUUUCCACCCAAUUUAUACCAGCAAAAGGAAGGCGAUGAACGGGCAUUUCUCCCGACGACUACGUCACUAUAUUUUAGCGCAAUGGCGGCCGCUAUGGCGAGUAGUAACCAGGCCGGGAGUCCGUACCCUGUGACGCCAUCGGCUGAAGAUAUUUACCGAUUGCGGCAUCAUCUGAUGAAUAAUCCGGCAGGGGUGCACCCGCACCAUCAUCAUUUGUUGAUGAGGCCGGGAAUGAUGCCUCUAGGUGACGUGUAUUCUUGUAUAAAAUGCGAAAAAAUGUUCUCCACACCUCACGGCUUGGAAGUACAUGCGAGACGAUCUCAUAACGGCAAGCGACCUUUCGCUUGUGAACUGUGCAAUAAGACUUUUGGACAUGAAAUUAGCUUAAGCCAGCAUAGAGCUGUACAUAAUGUUGAAAAAGUCUUUGAAUGCAAGCAGUGCGGAAAGUCCUUCAAGAGAUCAUCUACUCUAUCGACGCAUCUUCUAAUUCAUUCCGACACGAGGCCUUAUCCUUGUCAGUACUGCGGCAAAAGGUUUCAUCAAAAAUCAGAUAUGAAGAAACACACCUACAUCCAUACUGGUGAAAAACCGCACAAGUGCACCGUAUGCGGCAAGGCCUUCAGCCAAUCGUCCAACCUUAUCACCCACUCGCGCAAGCACACCGGCUUCAAACCGUUCGCCUGCGACCUGUGCGGCCGCGCGUUCCAGCGCAAGGUCGAUCUGCGCAGACACAAGGAGACUCAGCACACCGAACUGCGUCCCAGCAUCACAUAGUGCCACACUACCGGAAGUUCUACGCAACUUCCGCCGCCUGUCCGGAGUUCGCCGCAACAGCAACUGUCCAGUCCCAUGCAACUGUCGGUAGGUAAUACUCAACUGAACAGUUUUCACGCCGCGUCGCAGGGAAGGGACCAGUUGCAAGGUAGUUCAGUAGAUAACGCUGCUAAGGCCCUGUUCAGACCGCAGUUAGGUUUGAUGGAUCAAGGUCAAGGAGGGUUGUUGGUGCAGACGCAACAGGAAGGAUUGAGGUCGACCUUUUCAAAUAUUUGUUGGACGAAUUAAAUAGGUUUUGUUUAUGGUUAGCUUGCAAUAAUUUUUAAACUGUCAAAAUUUAAAAAAAUAAUUUAUAUUCUAGUACCAUUUCACUUUGGAUUAAUUAUAGUAUACAGGGCAUUUCAAUAUUCCGUGUACGUGAAACUACUAUAUAUUUUUAAAUUCAAAAUAAGUUAAUUGAAAAU